Phaedon cochleariae (mustard beetle) is the source of this 972-nucleotide messenger RNA. The record is from the annotation of a GenBank genome assembly. NCBI's taxonomy places the organism in Eukaryota, Metazoa, Arthropoda, Insecta, Coleoptera, Chrysomelidae.
AUGGGAAGGAAAAUACCUGGAAGAAAACAUCGUGGCAUACGAGAUCCAGAAAAACAGGCUGCUGUUCGAUUCAAUGUUAUUAAAGACAAAAUUAAUGCACCACCGUCUAAUCCAGAUGAUCAGGCAAUACCAAAAAGUCUUCAUAAAUUCAUAGAAUUGAAAAAUAAAGUCAAAACUGGAGUCUUCAACAUAAAACGCAAAAAUAAAAAGAAAAAGAGUCAAGUCUCAAACGAAAAUGAUAUACUUUUAUCAAAAAACGAGCAAUCUGUUGGAAAACCUGAAAAGCCUAUUCCUGUUUUUAAACAGCUUCAUGGAGAAUCAGAUAGAGAGUUUGUGAAACGCAUGAAUAGAAUUUGUAUAAGUGUGACUAAAGAAGCUGAGUUUGAACAAAAAUAUGGAGUCGACAUUAAGAGAAAUGAAGAUGGAGAGAUUGAAGGUGUUCUCAAAAGGCCUAAGGAUGAAUUGGAACUGAUGGUGAAGAAGUUAAAAAAUGAUAAAAAAGAAAAGAAAAAUAAAAGAAAAAAGGAGAAGUUGGCUGAAAAUGGCACUACCAUACCCAGAUUGACCAAAUCACAAAAGAGACAGAACAAGUUGAAAGAUAAGAAGAUGAGAAAACAGCAACAAAAUGCUGAUGGAUUUGAGAAGUAUAAAGACAAUGUGAAAUUUGGGGAAAUUGUACAUGCACCUCCAUCAUUGACAGCUCCUAGAAGAGCAGAGAAACUCCUAAAUGCCCCAAGGCCUGGCAAAAAAAGUUUGUUACUGAAUAACUUGAUGCAAACAAAGGAUGAGGACAGAACUCCACUAAUUUCGAAGACCAAAGAAGUAAUCCGAAAGACUACUAGUAAAACAAUAGACAAGAAAGGAAAAAGAAAGGCGUUACCACAUGCACUGAGGAGACAACUAGACAAACAACAAAAAGAAAUUAUAAGUGCAUAUAAGGAAUUAAAAUCAAAGAUGCAUAAAACUUAGUGA